Tigriopus californicus is the source of this 1482-nucleotide messenger RNA. Its product is annotated as endoglucanase E-4-like. The record is from RefSeq and is a predicted model, not a curated record. The transcript has 5 exons. NCBI's taxonomy places the organism in Eukaryota, Metazoa, Arthropoda, Copepoda, Harpacticoida, Harpacticidae. Gene Ontology annotation, molecular function: hydrolase activity, hydrolyzing O-glycosyl compounds. Bases 65 to 1417 code for a protein of 450 amino acids. Gene Ontology annotation, biological process: carbohydrate metabolic process.
AGCAAUAUAAGAGACAAUCAGGCCCCUAGUCAAGAGGUCACUUUUGUGAGUGGUUUCUGCCAUCAUGUUGAGCUUUAGCCAAAUCCUGUUGAUCGUUGGCGUUUUUGCCACGGGCUCGUUGGCCCAAUAUGACUACAAAGAAGCAUUGGGCAAGUCCAUUAUGUUAUACGAGGCUCAAAGGUCCGGAAAAUUGCCCGACGACAACCGAAUCGAUUGGAGAGACGACAGUGCCACUGGGGAUGAGGUUGUUGGAGGAUGGUACGACGCCGGAGAUCAUGUGAAAUUUGGUUUCCCUUUGGCUUACACUGUCACCAUUUUGGCUUGGGGUGGAAUCACCUUCAAAAAUGGUUACGACUCAGCCGGUGAGACCGACCAUCUGAAGAACUCCCUCAAAUGGGCCACCGAUUACUUGAUGAAGGCUCACAAAUCCAAAUUCGAGUUGAUUGGACAGAUCGGAGAUGGAGAUGCUGAUCAUGCCUAUUGGGGCCGUCCCGAGGAUAUGACCAUGAGUCGACCUUCUUUCAGUAUCACGGCUGACAAGCCCGGAUCCGAUUUGGCGGGUGAGACUGCCGCUGCUUUGGCAGCGUCCUCAAUCUUCUUUGGUCUGGUCGGCGAGAACUCUCUGAAGAACGAGUGCCUAAACCAUGCCAAGGACUUGUUUGAAUUUGCUGAUACCAAACGGGGCAAAUACUCCGACUCCAUCCCUCAAGCCUCCAGUUUCUACAACUCGUGGAGUGGAUUCAACGACGAAUUGGCUUGGAGUGCCGCUUGGAUGUACAAGGCCACUGGCGACCAAUUGUACUUGGACAAGGCCGAAAGCUUCUACAAUCAGUUCGGCUUGGACUACUUGUCCGAGAGUGGAAUUGGAUGGGACGACAAGUUGUUCGGAGUUCAAGCUAUGUUGUAUGACAUCACUGGCAAGGACUUGUACAAGAAGCGGGUCAAUGAAUUUUUCGACUUUGUUCUUAAACCCGAGCGUUACUCUCCCAAGGGAUUGUGCUUCCUCUCCGAAUGGGGAUCUCUCCGCACCUCUGCCAGUCAAGUGCACGUUUUCCUCCAAUUGGCUGUUACCAAAGGAUUCAGACCGAGCGAGGUCGAAAACUUUGCCAAGGGUCAGAUCAACUACAUGCUCGGCGACACUGGUCGCAGCUUCAUGAUCGGUUUCGGCAAUAACUUCCCCCAGAAACCUCAUCAUCGUGGAAGCUCGUGCAAAGAUAUGCCUGCCCCUUGUUCUUGGGAUGAUUUUAACAAUCAAGGGCCCAAUCCUCAAACCUUGGUGGGUGCUCUUGUUGGUGGACCUGACCAGAACGACAACUACAAUGAUGCUCGCGACGAUUACGUUCAGAAUGAAGUAGCCAUCGACUACAACUCUGGAAUCCAAAGCAGUUUGGCCGCCAUGAUUCAACUGGGUCUUUAAAUUGACACCCGUGAAUUACAUUUAUAUGUCAUCAACGAUUCAUAAAGUCUUGCAACAUUUCCUUA